Messenger RNA from Branchiostoma belcheri (Belcher's lancelet), 726 nucleotides. Its product is annotated as insulin-like growth factor-binding protein complex acid labile subunit. The transcript has 3 exons. Bases 1 to 726 code for a protein of 241 amino acids. Lineage: Eukaryota; Metazoa; Chordata; Leptocardii; Amphioxiformes; Branchiostomatidae. Gene Ontology annotation, molecular function: protein binding. The record is from RefSeq and is a predicted model, not a curated record.
AUGAUUCCACCUGGUACAUUUGCAAAUCUGCACUUGCUACAACAGUUGUUCCUGGGCGGCAACCGGAUAACAAUGAUUCCACCUGGUACACUUGCAAAUCUAACCCAACUCCGCAAGUUGGACCUGUCCGCUAACAAAAUAAAAACGAUUCAGGCUGAUUCUGGUACACUUGCAAAUCUACACUUGCUACAACAGUUGUUCCUGGGCCGCAACCAGAUAACAAUGAUUCAACCUGGUUCACUUGCAAAUCUAACCCAACUCCGCAAGUUGGACCUGUCCGCUAACAAAAUAAAAACGAUUCAGACUGAUGUAUUUGCAAAUCUUUCCCAGCUCAAAGUACUAUUUCUGUCGUUUAACCAGAUAACAAUGAUUCAAUCUGGUACAUUUGGAAAUCUACAUUUGCUACAACAGUUGUUCCUGGGCGAAAACCAGAUAACAAUGAUUGAGGCUGGUGCACUUUCAAAUCUGUCCCAACUCCAGAAAUUGGACCUUCGGUCGAACAAGAUGUUUGCCAUUUUCCCUUUAGCGUAUGGCUUGUCGCCAUCUAUUCCUGUCAUAAAACUUGAGAGAAACCCUUGGCACUGUGAUUGCAGAAUGGCUGCCCUCAGGGCAAACACGACUAAAUUUCCUUCAUUCAAAGAGCACAUAGUAUGUGACCAACCCUCCAAAUUCAAGGGACAGAAGCUUGCAGAGAAAGCCAUGCUAGCCCAACAGCGUAUUCUGUAG